This is a messenger RNA of Liolophura sinensis, 1143 nucleotides long. Its product is annotated as internalin A-like. The transcript has a single exon. The coding region runs from base 1 to 1143 and encodes 380 amino acids. Lineage: Eukaryota; Metazoa; Mollusca; Polyplacophora; Chitonida; Chitonidae. The record is from RefSeq and is a predicted model, not a curated record.
AUGAGCAGCCUGUCCAAUAUGAUCAGCCUGUCCAAUAUGAGCAGCCUGUCCAAUAUGAUCGGCCUGUCCAAUAUGAGCAGCCUGUCCAAUAUGAGCAGCCUGUCCAAUAUGAUCAGCCUGUCCAAUAUGAGCAGCCUGUCCAAUAUGAGCAGCCUGUCCAAUAUGAUCAGCCUGUCCAAUAUGAGCCGCCUGUCCAAUAUGAGCCGCCUGUCCAAUAUGAGCAGCCUGUCCAAUAUGAGCAGUUUGUCCAAUAUGAGCCGCCUGUCCAAUAUGAGCAGCCUGUCCAAUAUGAGCAGCCUGUCCAAUAUGAGCAGCCUGUCCAAUAUGAGCCGCCUGUCCAAUAUGAUCGGCCUGUCUAAUAUGAGCAGCCUGUCCAAUAUGAUCAGCCUGUCCAAUAUGAGCCGCCUGUCCAAUAUGAUCGGCCUGUCCAAUAUGAUCGGCCUGUCCAAUAUGAGCAGCCUGUCCAAUAUGAGCAGCCUGUCCAAUAUGAGCAGCCUGUCCAAUAUGAGCCGCCUGUCCAAUAUGAUCAGCCUGUCCAAUAUGAGCAGCCUGUCCAAUAUGAGCAGCCUGUCCAAUAUGAGCCGCCUGUCCAAUAUGAUCGGCCUGUCCAAUAUGAUCGGCCUGUCCAAUAUGAUCGGCCUGUCCAAUAUGAGCAGCCUGUCCAAUAUGAGCAGCCUGUCCAAUAUGAGCCGCCUGUCCAAUAUGAUCGGCCUGUCCAAUAUGAGCAGCCUGUCCAAUAUGAGCAGCCUGUCCAAUAUGAGCCGCCUGUCCAAUAUGAUCGGCCUGUCCAAUAUGAUCAGCCUGUCCAAUAUGAUCAGCCUGUCCAAUAUGAGCCGCCUGUCCAAUAUGAUCGGCCUGUCCAAUAUGAUCAGCCUGUCCAAUAUGAUCAGCCUGUCCAAUAUGAGCGGCCUGUCCAAUAUGAUCGGCCUGUCCAAUAUGAGCAGCCUGUCCAAUAUGAGCAGCCUGUCCAAUAUGAGCCGCCUGUCCAAUAUGAUCGGCCUGUCCAAUAUGAGCAGCCUGUCCAAUAUGAGCAGCCUGUCCAAUAUGAGCAGCCUGUCCAAUAUGAGCCGCCUGUCCAAUAUGAUCGGCCUGUCCAAUAUGAGCAGCCUGUCCAAUAUGAGCAGCCUGUCCAAUAUGAAUUAG